Messenger RNA from Antechinus flavipes (yellow-footed antechinus), 6850 nucleotides. It is a transcript of the gene GCC2, whose product is annotated as GRIP and coiled-coil domain containing 2. The record is from RefSeq and is a predicted model, not a curated record. The transcript has 23 exons. Lineage: Eukaryota; Metazoa; Chordata; Mammalia; Dasyuromorphia; Dasyuridae. The coding region runs from base 156 to 5201 and encodes 1681 amino acids. Gene Ontology annotation, cellular component: Golgi apparatus. Gene Ontology annotation, biological process: late endosome to Golgi transport.
GUCAUCUGCGGCUCUGUCUCAGCAAGUGCUGGAGACGGAAGUGAAGCCACUGCGGUAGUGGUGGUGGGGGUGGCAGCGGCGGCGGCAGCUACCGGCUAGUCGCGGCCAAGGGGGGUGUACGCUCGUGUGUGUGUGUGUGUGAUGCCGGCGUGGACAUGGAGGAUCCCGGGCAAGAUGUGGUGGCCUCACCAGCCACACCUGGGGCUGGCAAAUCUAAGUUGGAAACAUUACCCAAGGAAGAUCUCAUUAAGUUUGCCAAGAAGCAGAUGAUGUUGAUGCAAAAAGUUAAAUCAAGAUGCACAGAAUUAGAGAAGGAGAUUGAAGAAUUUAGAUCAAAACCUGUUGCUGGGGGAGCUAAUGAUGUAAUUCAGGCUCUCACAGAACGCCUGGAUGCUAUUCUUCUGGAAAAAGCAGAGGUUGAACAACACUGUUUAGCUUUGAAGAAAGAAAAUGUUAAAAUGAAGCAAGAAGCAGAACAUUCUGUAACUAAGAUGGAAGACCUGCAGAAGGACUUUGAACACUCAAGUAAAAGUUACUUGAAGGAAAUUGAAAGUUGGAAAACUGAAUUUACUCAAGCACAAUCAAAGUACAAUGAAGAUAGAGCUGCUUUACAAAAAGAAUUGGAGGAAGCAGUGAAAAAACAAGAAGAGCUUUCAGAACAGCUUAAAUUUAAUAGUGAGUCCCAAGAUGAUGUCCAAAAACUACAAGAAGAGAUUCAAAGAAUUAAGCCAGCUUAUGAAGAACAAAUUUUACAUUUGAAAAAACAGUUGGAAACUAUUGCUGAGGAAAAGAACCAAGAAAUUAAUGAUCUCCAAAACAUUAUCAAGGCUAAUUCUGAGCAUUGCCAAAGUGAAAUCAAUAGCUUACAGGAGGAGCUUUUGCAAUUGAAGACUACACACAAAGAAGAAAUGGCAACACUGAUGCAUCAACUUGAAUCUUCUGAUAAAGAGCAUGAAGAAGAAAGAAACAAAUUGAUACAACUAAUGGAAAAUAUGGCAGAUGAAAAAAACAUUCAGGAGAAGUCCAACCAUGAAUUUGAAAACCUUAAAGAAACAUUGAAUCCAAUUAAAGAAAGUCAGGUAUGUGAUAAGGAGAUCCAAGAAGAUACAGCUGUAAAACAAGUAGUUAAUGAAAAAGUCAAACACUUAGAGGAUUCCUUGAAAGAACUGGAGUCACAGCAUAGUAUGUUAAAAGAUGAAGUUACCUAUAUGAAUAAUCUUAAGUUAAAACUAGAGAUGGAUGCUCAGCAUAUAAAGGAUGAGUUUUUUCAUGAACGAGAAGAUUUAGAAUUUAAAGUUAAUGAACUGCUACUUGUUAAAGAAGAUCACUGUUGUAUAAUUGAAAAAUUAAAAUCUGAGCUAGAAGUUUCAAGAAAUCAGUUUAGUAAUACUGUGAAACAACAUAACAUGGAAAUACAGAAUCUUAAGGAGGAAUGCCAAAAAGAAAUAUCAGAACUAAAACAAAAGUUAUUAUCAGACUCAGAAAAAGAAAAUUUAACCAUAAUGUUUGAAAUGCAGGAUCUUAGGGAACAAUAUGAAAACAUACAGCAAGAAAAAGAAGAAGCAAUUUCAAAUUAUGAGAGUUUGCGAGAAACCAUGGAAAUUUUACAGAGAGAAUUGGGUGAGUCAGCUGGAAAAAUCAGUCAAGAAUUUGAAUCCAUGAAACAGCAGCAAGCUUCCGAUGUUCAAGAAUUGCAGCAAAAACUCAGAGCAGCUUUUAAUGAAAAAGAUAGUCUCAUUGAAACUGUGAAUCGUCUAAAAGAAGAAAAGGAAGUAUUGUUAUCUAAGCAAAAUGAGACCCAGGAAUAUGAAAAUGUAAUCAAGAACCUUGAAGAGAAAAAUGAAGAAACAUUGAUUAGUCUUAAUCAAAAAGAUAUCAUGAUAGAAGAGCUACAAGCAAAAAUAUGUUUUUUUAGUGAUGAAAAAGAUCAUUUCUUAAGUAAAAUACAAAAUGCUCAAGAGGAGUUGGACAGUUUCUAUGAAAAAUGUAAAAGGAAAGAGGAAGAGACUGUAGAACUUCAGGAAAAAGUAGAUCAAAUUACUCAAUACAAUGGUGAACUUGAACAAAAAUUGAAAGCAUUAACAGAAGCAUGGGAAGAGACCUUGAAAGAAAAAAAUCAUAACGACCAAAAUGUGGAAAAACUUGAGGUUCAAAUUAAAGUUCUCUCUGAAGAACAAGAAAUGUUGUCAUCUCAAAUAAAGACUCUUCAGGAAGAAAAUGAAAGACUCAGUAAGGAAAAGGACCAAAUGAGAAAAGAUUUGGACACUUUCAUAUCUGAAAAAAGAGGAGACUUCAGCUUUAAAGAGCAAGCUGUAGAAUUGGAAAAUAAACUGCAGUUGGUAAAUGAAGAAAAAGAUAAUUUAAAUAAAUUAUUUGUAAAGGAACAAUCACAAAACUCAAUUGUUAGGAUUCAGCUAUGUGAUUUUCUGAAAGAGAUGGAAUCCGGAGUUUCAGAAAUAAAUGAGGAAGAAGAUACCAUGAUUAUCCUACAAGCUGUAAGUGAGUCUUUAGGAAAAAUGAAAGAGGAAAAACAGAACUUGGUUUUUCAAAAUAAUGAAAAAGUGCUACAAUUGCAGAAAGAAAAUGAGCUUAUUAAAGAAGAGAAUUUGGCUCAUUGUGAAGAACUUAGAACUUUACUUGAAGAUUAUAAAAAAGAAAAAGUUCUUCUAAAAGAAGAAUUGGAAGGAUGUCUGUCAGAAAAAGCAACGUUACAACUUGACCUCCAUGAAAUGAAUAAUGUAAAUGAAAAGACUAGGCUUGAAAACCUUAAUCUUUUAGCUCAAAUAAGAGAACUUUCUGAGAACCUUUCAUGUAGCAGAAUUGAAGGUCAGGAUAAAGGAGAAUCUUCUGUAGAAGAACAAGAAAAUAUAAGACUGUUGCUAGAGCAAAGAGAGGCUGAACUACAUGAUGUGAAAGCAGAAUUGACAUCUUUAAAGGAUUCUUUAGAGAACUCAUCCUCUGUAAAAAGUGAUCAGCAUUCAGUAAUGGAACUAGAAGAUAAAAUUGUAAAUUUAGAAAAAGAAUCCAAAGAAAAAGAAGAGAAGUUAAGUAAGAUAAAAGUUGUUGCCUUGAAAGCAAGGAAAGAACUUGACUCCAGCAAAAAAGAGGCACAAUCUCUAAGGGAAGAACUUGAAUUGGUUCGAUCUGAAAGGGAUCACUUGUCUACUUCCAUGAAAGACCUCAUUAAAGGAGCAGAAGGCUAUAAGAAUCUUUUCUUAGAAUAUGAUAAACAGGCAGAGCAAUUGGACAUGGAAAAGGAGCGUGCAAAUAAUUUUGAGCACCAAAUAGAAGAUCUUACAAGACAGUUAAAGAAUUCAGCUUCUCAGUGUGACAAGCUGACCUCUGAUAAUGAAGAUCUCCUAGCACGUAUUGAAACUCUACAAUCUAAUGCCAAAUUGUUAGAAACCCAGAUUUUGGAAGUUCAGCGAGCCAAGGUCAUAGUGGACAAAGAAUUGGAAACUGAAAAACUUCAGAAAGAACAAAAGAUGAAGGAGCAUACUAAUACUUUAAAGGAACUUGAAGAGCUUCAGUUACAACUUCAGAAGGAGAAGAAACAUCUUCAGAAAACUAUGCAAGAGUUAGAGAUGGUUAGGAAGGAUGCCCAGCAAACUACAUUGAUGGACAUGGAAAUAGCUGAUUAUGAACGUUUAGUGAAAGAACUGAAUCAAAAAAUUACUGAUAAAAACAGCAGAAUUGAAGAUUUAGAACAAGAAAUUAAAAUUUAUAAACAAAAACAAGAAACCCUACAGGAAGAAAUGAGUUCCCUUCAGUCUUCAAUGCAACAAGCUGAAGAUAAAAACACUAAAAUUAAACAACUACUAGUGAAAACAAAAAAAGAGCUAGCAGAUUCAAAACAAACAGAAACCAACCAACUAAUACUUCAGUCAUCUUUAAAAGGUGAACUAGAAGCAAGCCAGCAGCAAGUUGAAGACUAUAAAAUUCAAUUAGCUGAAAUAACUUCAGAGAAACACAAAAUCCAGGAACAACUGAGGUCUUCUAUAGAACAACAUCAGCGCACUCUGAGUUCUUGCCACCAGAAAAUCACAAUUCUGCAAGAAGAAUGCAAGAUAGCUAAGACAGAGCAAGCUGCCAUUGCCUCUGAAUUCGAAAGCUACAAAGUCCGAGUUCAUAAUGUUUUAAAACAACAAAAAAAUAAAUCUUUGUCCCAGAAUGAAACAGAAGGAGCCAAACAGGAAAGACAACAUCUAGAAAUGAUUAUAGACCAACUAAAAAUGAAAUUGCAAGACACCCAGAAUAAUUUACAGACCAGUGCAUCUGAACUUCAAAUAUUACAGUCCGAACAUGAUACUCUGCUGGAAAGGCACAAUAAGAUGCUGCAGGAGACAGUCGCGAAAGAGGCAGAACUCCGUGAAAAGCUCUGUUCAGUACAGUCAGAGAACAUGAUAAUGAAGUCAGAGCAUGCACAGACUGUGAGUCAGCUAACAUCCCAGAAUGAAACACUUCGCAAUAACUUCCGGGAUCAAAUGAGGCAUUUGCAGGAAGAGCACAGGAAGACCAUGGAGACACUGCAGCAACAACUUUCCAAAGUGGAAGCUCAGUAUUUCCAACUUAAGAGUGACCCUACUACCAGAAGUUCAGCUUCUUCACAUCAACCAUUGAAGAAUCUUCGUGAAAGGAGAAACACAGAUUUACCCCUCCUUGAAAUGCACACUGUAGCCAGGGAAGAGGGAGAGGGAAUGGAAACAACUGACACUGAGUCUGUAUCUUCUACAAGUAUCCAUACACCAUCUCUGGAACAGCUUCUUAAUUCUCCUGAGACAAAAUUGGAACCUCCUCUGUGGCAUGAAGAACUCAGCAAAGAAGAAUUGGUUCAGAAGCUCAAUUCCACCACAAAGAGUGCUGACCACUUGAAUGGUCUCCUUAGAGAGACCGAAGCAACCAACGCAAUUCUUAUGGAGCAAAUUAAGCUUCUCAAAAGUGAAGUAAGGAGAUUGGAAAGGAAUCAGGAACGGGAGAAGUCAGUAGCUAACCUAGAGUACUUGAAGAAUGUCCUGCUACAGUUUAUAUUUCUAAAAGCAGGGAGUGAAAGAGAGAGGCUUCUUCCUGUCAUAGACACAAUGUUACAGCUUAGUCCUGAAGAGAAAGGAAAGCUUAUUGCAAUUGCACAAGGUGAAGAAGAAAGUACCUCUCGAUCUUCUGGAUGGGCAUCUUAUCUACAUAGUUGGUCAGGCCUUCGAUAGCAUGAUGAUAAGAAAAUGUUUUUUGAGCUUGUAACCAAAUAGAGUAUUUGUGACAAAAAUACCCAGACACAUGAAAUCCUUUUUGUUUUUUCUGUGAAUUUGUAUGUGUGUGCACAAACAGGAUAUAUGUAGGUACAUCAACAGCAUCUUGAAGAGCAGACCAAAUACAGAGACUGGAAGCUGCCCUUAAGACCAAGACCAUCUUUUUGCUGCCAGUGGGAAUGGAAAAGGAAGGGGUACUAUCUUCUCAUUCUUUAGUGCCUCUAGAUCAUAUUUUUGUUAAGGAAUACUGUUGGUCCUAAGCCCAAGUUUUGGUAAUAGAACUGGAAUUUAGGGUGUUUAAUAUUAAUUAUAUUUUGCUAUGGUAUGAUUUGCAAGAAGAGUUGUUGCUAUAAAUUAAUUGGCUGUAAAAUUGCUAGGAGUUAAAUUUAAAGACAUGAAGAGAAAUGUACAAUUAGAAUUUACAACUGGAAAAAUGAUUAUCAACUUAAAGGCCUGGAUAAAAGUAACUGCAAAUGAAUUAUGAAGCUAGGUUACUGAAUUCCAUACAAAUGUUUUAAAAUGUAUUCAGAAUAUAGACAUGAUUUUCUUUGUCUUUUUGUAUGGCUACAACAAUAAAAAUUCUAUUAGAUGAUAGAACACUGAAUCAGAACAAAAGCUUUUUCGCAUGUUAACUUUUUUCUUUCUGUUAAGCCGUUUGUAAACCUUCAUUUUGUUGAAAGUUUAGCUAAAUUAUUACAAACUUGUUCUCUGUUUCUCUUUUCUAUCAACUUACCCCAUUCCUGGUCAGUGAGAAUGUGGAUGCUCAGAGCCAUAGAAUUCGGCUUUAUAUUUCAGUGAAACAACACUAGGGAAUUUCCUAUAUUCAUGAAGAAUGUGUAACCCCAAAGGCUUUCCUGUAAGAAGGAAUGAAAAAAAGCAUUGGUUCCUUAGGAGCCACUUAUUUUGGAGGCUGUCUAAUCCACAAUCUCUGUGAGUAAUGGAAAUGAUACAGAGAAGGGUUGCUUUCUUCCUUGUUUUUGGAAGUGUGUACAAUUGGCUAAUAAAAUCAAUGUUGUAUUAUUAAAUCUUAAAAUUUGAAAACAAGCUGGUUUAGUUUACUAUUUAGUGAUGUCAUCAUACAACCAGUUUGAUGAAGUUGUUUAAGGCUAUUGAUUUGUACUUUUAACUUUAAAAAUCUCAGCUGGAGAACUGACUUUGCACUUUGUUUACUAUAAUAUUAACUUUCAAACAAGUUUAAAGUGAAAAAAUGCUGCUGACUUGUUGAGUUUGUUCUUUUAAGAAAUUUCUUUUCCUAAAUGAAUUUUGUCAUAUCUUUUAGAAGAACAGACCAAAACUAGUGAAUGUGUCUUAUUAUAUCCAUUUGUCUUAGAACUGAAGUUAAAUUAAACAUUUUUUCUUACUUUGAAAACUGUGAAUAUAAGUAUGCCUAUAUCAUAUGAUAUAAAACUUUGAUAGUAUUUAAAGAAAUUUUAAUUUCUCACUGACCCUAUGAUUUGUGAAUUGUAUACAUACUUGUAUUGAAAUAUUGAGUCUAUUUCAAUGUAAUAAAAAUACUUUUGCAUGAUCUAAAAUAGUUACUUUAAUUACAGGGGGGAAUAUUCUUUGAGUCUUUAAUGAAAUAAACACUUGUAUGCAGUCAUAUUACA